Zootoca vivipara (common lizard) is the source of this 5040-nucleotide messenger RNA. It is a transcript of the gene RCBTB2, whose product is annotated as RCC1 and BTB domain containing protein 2. Gene Ontology annotation, molecular function: protein binding. The record is from RefSeq and is a predicted model, not a curated record. Lineage: Eukaryota; Metazoa; Chordata; Lepidosauria; Squamata; Lacertidae.
GCGCCCCUCUGUUGGGGAGAAGGAGGCACCACCCUGCCUUGCCUUCGUAGAGAGCCACUGCCGGCAACAAGGGAAAAGGUCAAGGGGUAACCCCAGUCAAAGGCAACUCUGGGGUGCGGCGCUCAUCUGGCUUCCAGGCCGAGGGAGCCGGCGUUUCUCCACAGACAGCUCUUCCAUGUGGCCAGCAGGACUAAACCGCUUCUGGCCUGGAUCAGAUACAAAAUAAAAGAACAAAAUUUCAGCAGCUGCCUUGGCUAUCUGUCGGGUCCAUAAUGCACAGAGUCAGAGCAUAACUGUAGAUUUCUGCAAGAUUGUGCGCAGUCAGGACAUAGAAGCUGUAUUUAAAAUUUUAUUUGUACUAUUUUCUUCUUAUGCAAUGUUGGCAUUGGUGUGUUUUAUAUGUGCAUAAAUUUUAUAAGUUGCUUUUGUUUGUUCUUAGAAUUGCUAGUUUGUGUCAACUGUAAGCCAGCCUGAGCUCUUGGAGAUGGGCCGGAUAGAGAGGAAUUUUGAUGGGUCAGCUCAUUAUGUCUAUUAUCAUCAGAACUGUUUAAGAUGUUCAUGCAUCUGCAGAGGGACAUUGGUUGUGCACUAAAGAACUACAGCCAAUUAGUUUAUCUGAUGGUGCACAGAGUGGAUUUAUUAGUGUUCGUUGAAAGACACCCUGGAGAUAUGUUUGCUGCAUAAAGCCACAGUCCUGUAUGGACUCUAAAAGCAACAUUUCAAAAACUGUAUGCACAGGUUAUUGUUCACAGCUAUAAUGGGGAAAAUGUCCCAGAGGGUGGCUUUAAUCUUGAGAUGUUGCCAGACAGAGCUUCAGAGAUUGCCCUAAUCACUUCUUCCUCUUAUUUUUCUAGGCUACAGAAAUGGCAUAGACUUUCAUCUCUAAAUGAUCUAAACUAAGACUUGUUGAUGUUGAAAAGAUGCUGGAUGUUGGGAAAUGGCCAAUAUUUGCUCUCCGCUCUCAAGAGGAGUUGAAGUUAAUUCGCCAGGCCUGUGUAUUUGGCAGUGCAGGCAAUGAAGUACUUUAUGCAACUGAGAAUGAUGAGGUUUUUGUGCUUGGCACUAACUGCAGUGGUUGUUUGGGAAUCGGUGACACACAGAGCAGCAUUGAACCUCGAAGGUUAGAUACUUUGUGUGGCAAAAAACUAGCCUGCCUCAGCUAUGGAAGUGGCCCCCAUGUUGUUGCUGCUACCACUGAAGGAGAAGUAUAUACUUGGGGACAUAAUGCUUAUAGUCAACUGGGAAAUGGAACAACCAACCAUAGUUUAGUUCCUUGCCAAAUCUCCACCAACUUGUUAAACAAAAAAGUGAUUGAAGUUGCCUGUGGCUCACAUCAUUCAAUGGUUUUAACAUCUGAUGGAGAGGUUUAUACAUGGGGCUACAACAAUUCAGGGCAAGUUGGAUCUGGCUCAACAGCCAACCAGCCAAUACCACGGAGAGUCACUAGCUGCUUACAAAGCAAGAUUGCAACUAACAUUGCUUGUGGCCAGAUGUGCUCAAUGGCGGUGGUAGAAAAUGGGGAGGUUUAUGUCUGGGGAUACAAUGGCAAUGGCCAGCUUGGAUUGGGCAAUAGCGGCAAUCAACCAACACCUUGCAGAAUAGCAGCUCUGCAAGGCAUCCAUGUGCAGCGGGUUGCCUGUGGCUAUGCACAUACCUUAGUGCUAACGGACAAAGGUCAGCUGUAUGCCUGGGGAGCAAAUUCCUACGGCCAGUUAGGCACUGGGAAUAGAGGGAACCAGUCCUACCCUGCUCCUGUGCCUGUGGAUAAAGACAGAGUCGUAGAGAUUGCUGCAUGUCACUCUGCUCAUACUUCUGCUGCUAAAACCCAGGGUGGCCAAGUGUACAUGUGGGGUCAGUGCCGGGGACAGUCUCUCACUCUGCCGCAUCUCACCCACUUUGUCUGCACAGAUGAUGUGUUUGCUUGUUUUGCUACUCCUGCAGUGACUUGGCGUCUCCUCUCAGUAGAGCCUGAUGACCACUUAACAGUAGCUCAGUCAAUAAAGAAGGAAUUUGACAGUCCAGAUAAUGCAGAUGUGAGAUUUCAAGUGGAUGGAAAAUACAUUCAUGUUCAUAAAGUCCUUCUCAAAAUUAGGUGUGAGCACUUCCGUUCAGUACUAAACAACAACAACGAUGAAAUUAUAGAAAUAAGUGAAUUCUCAUAUCCCGUUUACCGAGCCUUUCUGGAAUACCUGUACACAGACAGCAUCAGUCUUCCUCCUGAAGAUGCAGUAGGUCUGCUGGACCUCGCAACCUUCUACCGUGAAAAUAGACUGAAAAAGCUUUGCCAGCAAACAAUCAAGCAGGGAAUUUCCGAGGAGAAUGCAAUCGCCCUUCUUUCCGCUGCAGUCAAGUAUGAAGCAAAGGAAUUAGAGGAAUUUUGCUUUCGGUUUUGCAUAAACCACUUGACUGUAGUUACUCAGACAUCAGGCUUUGCAGAAAUGGACCAUGACCUUCUGAAGAACUUCAUUAGCAAAGCCAGCCAAGUGGGAGCAUUUAAAAACUGAAGGAAGGGCAGUGGCAGAAAAUCAAGGCAUUUUCAGAAGGGAGACACGCAAAGUAAGUGCUGAAAUGUAGUUUGGCUCGCAAAACAUAGCCACUAACUUCAUGGAGCAAAAAAGGCAGCGGGACUCUCAUAGCCACUCCCCCCCGGGGGGGGGGGGAUAUUGUUGCGUCUUCCGUUGUCACUUGUUCAGCUUUGAAAAACCUUGCAGAAAUGCUGUUUGGAGUUUGCAUUGGCAGCAUUCAAGAAUCAAUGUGCUGCCCCAAUAAGGGACUCUUAGUACUCAUGGAAACCUAGGAAAGGACACAGCACCCCUUGGUCUAUUCACUUCACUAUGUUCUACUCUCUUUGCAGAGGAUGCCAUCUCUUGGCUUUAGCUUGGACAUGGAAAUAAUUAAUCCUUCAAAGCAAUAUAUUAUCCUAAGUGAAAUUCAAAUGGUGUCACUACAUCAGUCUCUCUGCUGCAACAAUGGUGCAAGCUUUUGUGGGCCAUAGCCCACUUUUGACAGGGAAUUAAAAAUUACUCCCUGAUUUAAGUCUAGGCUAGUUUUCAGAAAUCUAAACCCACUUAAAAGCAAGUGUCAUAAAAGCGCCACCGCUAUUAGCCGUCUACAAAAGUGACUGCAGUGGUACGUAGCCUCGUGCAUUGAGAUGCACCAAGCAACCAGAACCUACAGUAUUUUUUCAGCAACUGGUGUUUUCCUCAUUUGCAGGUAAAUUUGGUUAUUAUACCAACCUCUGCUGUGGUUGUUAUUUCUAGCCUGUCACACCCUAUAAUCCUCAGAGGCAAGAGGAGCAGCAUUGUAAACCUCUUUUGUACUCCAAGCUACAGUGACCGCCUUUUGCAGCAGAAAUGACUUCUCUACUUCCAUCCACCCAAAGGUGGGUGGUGGAGGACGAUAAAUAUUUUACAUUAAUAAGUCAGAACAUCAAUACAGUCAUACCUCGGUUUAAGUACGCUUCGGUUUGAGUACUUUCAGUUUAAGUACCCCGCAGACCCGUCUGGAACAGAUUAAUCCACUUUCCAUUACUUUCAAUGGGAAAGUUCGCUUCAGGUUAAGUACAGACUUCCAGAACCAAUUGUGUACUUAAACCGAGGUACCACUGUAAAAGAAGGAGGCAGUGGAGCUGCCCUAUGGAAAAGAAGUUGGCUGGGGGAGAAAACAAGUGGAUUUUUGAAGAGAUUCUGUUCACUUACCUUUUUUAACUCUGGUUUGAAAUUCUGCCAACCUGUAUAAAUUAUGUAUAAUUUAUCCUGCAGAUCUUGGGGGGGCACUGAGCUCUUGCCCCUUAACUACUAAACUUUGCUUAACUCUUCUUCCUCCACUCCCACUUCUACGGCUUCAGAUAUCUAAAUUUAACCUUCUCUAAUCACACGCUCUUACAGGGAAAUCUCAACAGGAGCUAGUUCCUUCACUGUUACAACUGGUAGAAAAUACUCAUGUGUGUUUGACUAAGGUGUAUUUUUAGAACUAGUCUUCUAAAGAUCUUCCAUGUAUGUGGGAACUUGAAAACUGCUUCAAAAUCUGAUACAUACGUGUGCCUAUUUUAGGUCAAAGAAAGGCCACAGUACUGUUUUGUCUUUGUCACCAAAGUGAAAUGGGGUGCAAAGAAAAAUGGUGUUUCUAGUCUACAAGAGCUUUUAAACUUUCCAUUGGUAGAAAGUACGACUGGUAUUUUACCUGAAAAGUAGAUCUGUAAGGGUGUCAUGCGGUCACUGGGUUGGGUGGCGUCCUGGUGAAGAAGGCAGGAGUGAUAAGCUCUUCCCACAGUGGGUAUCCUCCCAGACUUGCUGAGCUAAAGUUCUGCUGUAGAAAGUACUGCUGACUGUAGAAGGAGCGAAAGGGGAGCAAAGCACAGGCAAGAGCAGGAAACGGGGGAGCACCCACUUCUUGAAGAGCUCCCCUGCCUUCCUCACCAGGACAACUCCACCCAACCCAGUGACACCAUGACACAAGUGUUACUGCCAAGUAAACCUUGUGUAAGAUAAUGCUAUAAAAGUUGCUUAUUUAAUCAUCAUUGCUGAAAAUCAACAUCCUUGUGUACUAUUCAAACCAAAUUAAGGAGUUUUUGCAUGAUACUGUGGCUGUAAUCCUGUGAUGCUUGGAAAGACGUCAUGUGGCCACAGAAUGCAUCAGCUCUCCCUUUCUGAGGCUGAAGAGAGAUCUAUUGUUUGAUCCCUUGGUCCUGCUUCUGCCACAACUGCCCUGACCGGACCAGCCUUGGAGAUCCAAUGUCUCUAGGGCCGAAAAGGGACCUGCUGGCUGGCCAGCAACCAUGGCAAAGUGACCCAAAGGAGCUAGCACAUUUGCUGUCCCUGAACAUGUCCACCAGCUGAGUGCUCCUCCACCCUCAUUUCCAGUGCUGGCGAGAGCUUGGCAGAGCAUCAGAAAAAGAGGAAGACAACAACACUCAUUGAAAUACCUUGGGUGAUUGGAAAACUAUAGAUAGAUUUGGCACCUCACUAGGUAGUACUGUAUGUCACCUUUAAUAACCACUCCAUUGGGAAGUGUGGAAAGCUGGAUCCAAGACCACACAGG